Molecule: messenger RNA, 5254 nt
Organism: Petromyzon marinus (sea lamprey)
Lineage: Eukaryota; Metazoa; Chordata; Hyperoartia; Petromyzontiformes; Petromyzontidae
Product: late secretory pathway protein AVL9 homolog
Cellular component (GO): cytoplasm
Source: RefSeq, a predicted model, not a curated record
GACGGUGUGGGAGAGAGACACAGACACACACACACGUGGUGACGUAACGCGGAACGCGCCCGGGUGUCACGUGGGGCGGCGGGCACGUCCCCGUGUUGACGCGAUAGGAGAGCGGUGGUGGUUUUGGGGGACGCACUUGCAAACAAAUUUUUUUGUUUCUUUAUAACCGCGGCGUUCUCUCUCGCCAGGUUCACCGACCACCGGCACUCGGGCGCGCGAUGGCGACUUGCUAAGUCGCCGGGUCGUGGUCUUUUUUUUGUUGUUUUCUGCGGUCGGCGGGAGCGAGAGGUGGGUGGGUGGAGCGGUGGGGGGGAGACAUUAACGGGCCAAAUGGAGGCGUCCGUGGUCAAAGAUGAGUCGAAGGGGGGGCCCGUGUUGCACGUAGCCGUGGUGGGCUUCCACCACAAGAAGGGCUGCCAGGUGGAGUUCUCGUAUCCGCCUUUGCUGGAGAAAGAGGGGCAUGACAGCCACAGCCUACCCGAGGAGUGGAAGUACCUGCCCUUCCUUGCGCUACCAGAUGGAGCUCACAACUUCCAGGAGGACACGGUGUUUUUCCUACUUCCUGCACGUGACGGAGAGAAAGGAACGGUGUACGGUGUUUCCUGCUACAAGCAGAUUGAAGCAAAGACACUGAAAGUCCGUGAAGCAGAUGUGACCAGGGAGACGGUGCAGAAGAGUGUCUGUGUGCUCAGCAACACGCCACUGUUUGGUCUGCUGCAAGCAAAGCUGCAGCUCAUUACGCAUGCCUAUUUCGAAGAGAAGGAUUUUUCUCAGAUUUCAAUCCUCAAGGAGUUGUACGACCAUGUGAACAGCUCCCUCAAGGGAAGCCUGUUGGAAGGCUCCCAAGCGUUCCUAGGUCUGUCUGCACGUGAUCUGGUGUUGCGUUUCAAGCACAAGGUUCUCAUAUUAUUCAAGCUUCUGCUACUGGAAAAGAAGGUCAUGUUUGUAGGCUCCCCAGUUCACAAGCUAGUUUCUCCAAUGAUUGCUCUGCUAUCUCUCUUUCCAGGCAUGAUAGAGUAUGGCCUACUGGAAUCGUCAUGGUACAAGCCACACAGCAGUGUGUCCUCGGAACGCGACGUAACAGACGUCAGCACGGAUGAAUUUGUGUCUGUGUCCGCAUCGGACAUCCCCGAGCCUGGCGAGUCUCGUUCCCAGUCGGAGGACACCAACGGGCAGCUGGACGAGAACAGCCCAACUCCGGAUAGUGACACAAGCCUCGGCCGAACGCCCACGGCAGUCGUGCUGCUCAGGCCAGAGGAAGAGUCGGCACAGCGCUCCCAGGACCGCCUCAGCCCGUACCGCUCGCGCAAGACCCGCCCGUCGCCGGCUUCCUCCGAGAGCGACUGGGAGACUCUCGACCCUGGACUGGAAGGCGAAGACCUGGGACCGCUUGCCACAAAGGCACAGGAGCAGGACUAUCCUGUGGAGCAAGGCGUGGGAUCUCUCAUCUUGUCACCGGCACAGGAUGAGGAGAGCGCAGCGAGGGCGACGUCGGUUCUCCCCGUAGCGCCGUUAGGCCCGGUUCACGCGCAAGUUGGCAAGCAGGAUGAUCAAGCAGCCAAGCGUGACGUUCACGUGCCGGGAAUUGUGUCUGGGUUGGAGGAGGACCUACAUGGUAUGCCGUUGCCCAUCUUCACCAAGGGCUAUCUGCUGCUGCCCUACAUGGCUCUCCAGCAGCAUCACCUCCUCUCGGACGUGUCGGUCCGUGGGUUCCUCGCAGGUGCCACCAACGUCUUGUUCCGCCAGCAGAAACACCUCUCGGAUGUCAUCGUCGAUGUGGAAGAGUGUCGGCUGGAAAUACAGGACCCAGAGCUGCGGCGCAUGCUGGCACUUGGCACGGCUGAUCUUCGCUUUGCAGACUGGCUGGUAAAGCAUGUAGCGGAUAAUCGACAAGACGUCUUCCUUGACGGCACGGGUUGGGAGGGUGGCGAUGAGUGGGUGCGGAGCCAGUUCUCCUUCUACUUGCUGUCGCUCCUGGCGACCACAUUGCAGCCAGACAAUGAGAAGCUUUUGGCUGAUUUUGGUAUGGGCUUUGUGACUGCUUGGCAAGAUACACACAAUUAUCGUGUGUGGAACAGCAACACGCACCCUGGAAUGGAUGAUGUCCAAGCAGGACAUGCUUUUCAUGGGCAGUAUAGUGUGGCUGACGUCAAGUUGCGUCUAGCUCACUCUGUGUCAAACAGUGAGCGAGGCAAGAAGAUUGGGAAUGCUGUGAUAACUACAAGUCGCUCCGUAGUGCAAACCAGCAAAGCUGUUGGCCAUUCCGUGGGGGGAGCCCUCACCAACGCCAAGAGUGCAAUGUCGUCUUGGUUUACCAACCUAACCACACAGCCAGCUGAAAAGCAGCCCGACAAGGACUGAGGGCAAACCUGUGACCCGAUUGGAGGCAUCACUUUCUGAAUGUGGGCCAUAAUGAGCAGUCCUAUCCACUCCACUGCCUGCAGUAUCAGCCUGUGUGAUUAACUCUUGCCUUGCUGUUGCUUCUCGAUUUGCAAUAUUCUUUUUGUUUUCAAAUUGUAAUUGUGUUGCGAGGCAUAAUCUGCCCAGUGGCUUUUUAAAAUUGUAUCUCAGCAUUUGCAACUAUGUCCAGAGUCUCUGGUGUAUUACCUGAGAUAGCCUUUGCAAAAACAUGAGUAGCUUUGUGUUGUACGACUCUUUGGUUCCCCCUCCCCCCACACAAGUAUGGCUUCAUGUUGACUGAUGCUUAUUUACAUGUUACAUUUUCUUUUCUUCCUGUUAAAACCUGACAGUGCAUCUGAGUUAUUAAUCAUUGUGAUGCUCCAUUUCUGGAUGAUUGAAUAACUAUACUGCGAUUGACACCAUUACAUUUGUACACCCAUUGUAUAAUCGUAACUGUUUAAAUGCAGCUCCCAAAAAUAAUGGAGUGCUUUCACAUUAUGUGAGCAUCAUGUGAUAAUUUCUAAUGAAUGUGCAAUCAGUAGCUCUUGCAAAGCCUCGUAUAGCAGUUUAUACAUGCAACCUUUGUUUACAGCUCCCUGUCACUUGGAGACGUGUGUUUUACUGUAUAGCCAUGCAAGUUCAUGGGGGGAUAUGCAUAGCACUUCUCAAGAAAUAUUGAUCCUGUCAAGUACAUGUUGAUGUUGAGUCUUCUAGAUUAGCUAUCCAUAAUAUUCAAGCCGAAGCACGUUCGUUUACGAUAGUGCUACAGUAAUGGCUCUAGCAGAUAAAUCCACUUGGCAGUACAACAUUAAUCAACCACAAUGAUUAACAAUUCAGAUAAUAGUGAGGACUGCUGUGCUUGAGUAACCAGUAUUUAUACAAAUAAUAAUUGGAUUAAUCAUGGGCAUUAUCUUGAAAGGUACACUUCUCUAGCUCCUAACACAGAUAUUUGGGUGAAAAGUAACAUUCCAAGAGAAAUUUCCUAUAAAUUGGUCAUUUUAUACAUACAUGUGUAUGAGUUAAAUAUCUGACUUGAAGCUAUUUGUGGUUCCAGAAAGUUUGUUCAUACUGCAUAGUGGAAAUGAGGCAUUCCACUCAACUCUUGGUAUACACUAUGCUACUUCAUACAAUGUACGAAUAUAACAUUCUCUACUUAUUCCUUUUGAAAGCAGCUGAGAGGAUAAUUCAUAGAUGUGUGCAAUAUUGAGCGAUUGGUGUGACAUUCACAUCUCAAAAUAGUAAUGGAUCAGUCAAAACAGAAUGGGACCCAUGAUGUGGCAAGGCAUUUUACAGGUUGCUUUUGUUAGUAAUUGUUUUACUGUAGACCUCAGAUAUCUAUCAUCUGUAUGGUAUAAUACAGUUUUGAUGACUCAAGAUUUGUGUAGUUUUGGGAGCUAUUUUAAGUGUUUAAGUGUGUGUAUGGGUAAACGGGUAAAGUGUAGGAUAAUUUUAUGAAAUAUUUAUAGUCCUUUUGGGUUUUGUAUGCAAGAUACGAGUUACAUUGCAUUUGAGCUCUCCGAUGACUUUUUUUGGGUUGUAUUGUGUCUUGUUCGUCAUGUCCAUAGUUUCGCUCCACGUGCUGUGAGCCUCUCCAGCACAUGGUGUGAAACAGACAUCAUUCCGAACAGCACGUAGUAGUUCAUCCUGAACACCCACGGAGAGCCAUACAGCAUAACUGCAAAAACCUACAAGGCAGUUCAUUGCUUUUAACAUUUGCAGUAAUCUUGGAUUCAUACAUGAAGGUGUACUUUCUACAUUGACACGGCCAAUGUGAUGCAGAUAUUACUUUUGUCAACUUGACCAGUCCAUACUUUAAUCCUUAGGCCUCAGCCACUAUUGUAGUAUUGAAUUUAUGUUGUAUGUGUUUAUAACUACAUCGGUCAUCAAUUAAAUUUAUAGUCAUCUGUAUUUCAGAGAAAUAAGUAUACAGUAUUCUCUUCAAAUGAACCAUAUAUUGAGCAGCUCAUCGUUCCCAUGGACCAAAGGAUUGACUGCCCCUUGCUGUAUUGGACAUCACUUGGGUUUUACACACUUUCAGUUGGCACUAGUAAUCUAACAAAUGGUAGUAGUAAUAUGUAUAGCUCACAAUUGUGGCUUGUAUAGUAAUAGCAUAAACAAAACGGUGUAUUAUAAGCUAGUGAUGUUACUGCCUCUCAUAGGUUAGAGCCCAGUUGUGAUUUUGCACAUGGUCCAGAUUGAGGUGCAGAAUCAAUGUUAAAUGUUGUACUAAUGCCAUCCUUCAACUAGACCAAACGUGCAUCUCCCAUAUCAUGGUGUAUUUUGUGCAUUUUUAAAUGAGCCUCAAGUUAAUCAAAUUGAACACGUAUCCCACUGAUUAUAAAAUAUUGCAUCGUGUGUGGUAAGUUUCAAAAUAUGCAUUUCCGUUUAAUCUUGCAAAACAGUUGAUAUUCGAUGAAAAAUAUAUGUACUAGUGAUGUGUUCUGUGUUGUCCUAACAGUACAGGUAUUGCCCGUUUUAACCUAUUGCCGUCAAUUUUUAACGAAUAUAAUUUGGUUAAAUAAUGUUUUAGGUGCCGUUUAAUAAACUCGUAAACUUUUCCACAAUAUAUACUCUUACAAAAAUUGUUAUCUUUGGCAUCAUGAAACCUGCAUUCAAACUUUAACUUGUCAUGAAUUGUGCCUGCUGCACGUAUGAACUUAUACAGGAUAAUGCAGUUAUUUGAAUGUUUACCUGACUUAAUGUUGCAGAAUACAUUCCUAUGAACACCAAUAUAUGGUAAUAUGCUAUUAUUUGUUAAGUCUUGCCAACAGCCUGCAUAAGAUGUAUUUGUAAAUCAUAUGGUAAGUACUAUGCCCAUCUCUUUGACUUGUAUAUAAAAAUCCUUCAACAAUUA